AUGGCUCGUCCGAACCCAACUGCUGCGCACGCAGCGUCACCGUCCUACCGCUCGAGUAAGCCUCCGGCGGAGCCCGAGCCAACGGAGCCGCCGCCCCAGGAGCUGCUGGAGCCAGCACCCUCGCUGCGAGACAAGAAGCCCCAGCUGAAGGGCCCGCGCCCCGUGGGCUCCAGCGUUUCAGAUUCCAUCUCGCUCUCCUCGCCCGUCGCGUGCGCUUCGCCCCGCGAGGAGGUGGUGGGGCCGCCGGUGCCGCCCAACGUGGCCGCCCUGCCCGAGGAGUUGCGCAGCUUCCUGCUGGGGCGGAUGCCCACCACCAGACCUCGGCGGCGACGCGCCAUGCUCAUAUACGUGUGCGCGGCUGAUUCGCAAGACUGCUGUGCGGAGAAGGGCAUCUUGCAGUGCGGCGUGGCGGCCAAGCUGAGGGUGAGGGCGAGGCGGCGCGGCUGGCGGGUUCACGUAUCGGACUUACACUGGCGCUCACCAUUGGAGCAGCAGAGGGACCACCGCUUCCCGGUGCUCUGCAUCGCCGAGCUCACUCGUCAAUCGGAGCUAGGUGCCGUGGUGCCAGUUCUCUUCCUCAACUCCGGUCUUGGUACGCCCCUGCUUCCGCACACCCUGGAGUGCGCCGACUUCAAGGCCGCCCUGGAGGCGGCCGAAGACGAAAACGACCAGGCCCUGCUGAAUAAAUGGUACAGUCUAGACAACAGCAGCACGCCGCCUUGCUACCGGCUGGCGAGGGGCGCGCCCGCCCGGUGGCGCCGCGAGAUGGCGCGCGCGCUUAGCGUGCUGGUGCGCACCCUACCUCAGGAGGCGUGCGACGCUUACCUCACCACCGUCGUCGAGCAAGAGGUUCAACAUUCAGUACUGAUGAGCGCUGAGGCUGCGCGCCGCUGCGUGUGGGUAUGCCGCGCCGGGGCGGCACCGGAGCCCGACGCCGAGGGCGCAGACCCCGCCCACCACGCGGAGCUGCAGCGCCGGCUCGCCAACCUGCAGAAGGACCUCAAGUCGCACCUGAGCGAGCGAAACGUGAUCCGCGCGAGCGUCCGCGGCCGUCCCGCCAGCGACGAGGAGUACGCGGAGGGGGUGCGCGUGGCGCUCGCCGAGCGGCUCGGCGCGCUGCUCGACACGCUAAUCGCCGACAACGAGGUGCCAGCCGGCAGCUGCGGCGUUCCCACCAGUUUGUUCGACGAAAUAAACGAGCAUCUCGCCUUCUGCCAGAAAGCGGCGCAGUGCACUUCGAACAGAGAGAUCACACUGAACGAGCUUAAAACGUACGUGACGGGCGAGAGCUCGGUGCCGCUGGCGCUGCUGGGCGGCGCUGGCUGCGGCAAGGCGACACUCCUCGCGCGCGCCGCCUCCCUUGCGCAUACCUGGUUGCCCGAAGUUGCCCUCAUAGUGCGAUUCGUGGGCCUCACAUCCCAGUCGAGUAGUUCUCACCAGCUGCUGAAGUCUAUAGUCGACCAAUGUCAUGUUCUGCACACCGGCACCGUUUACCGAGGGCGUAAUGAAGCUGGUUCGCUUGGCCUGGCACUGGCACGUCUUCUGGCAGCCCUGGGACGUAAUCGGCCCGUGCUACUUUGCGUGGCAGCGGCGGACGCGCUGCGUGGCGCUCGCUGGCUGCCUUCAAAGCUACCAGACAACGUCAAGAUGCUCGUCACAGUCUCCGAAGAAGCGGACGAGCCGUCGUCCUCUGCCAUAAUGGCGGUGCUCUCGUCGGAGGACGGGCCGCGGGUGGUGCGCGCGCCCGGCGUCUGCGCCGAGGAGGCGCGCGCCGCUCUGGCCGCCUGCGCGGCUGCCUACUGCCGCACCGGCGUCACCGCGCCCCCUCCGCAGGCGAUCGAGGCGCUACGCGGGUGCACUCUGCCGCUCUACGCCAAGAUCCUAGCUUGGCAAAUAUCCUUGUCAGCGGAGACCUUCACUGAGCAAUCCGAACCGGAGACAGUGCCGGAGCUUGUCAUAUGCGAAGACCUGGAGAGUCAGCUCACCCAGAUCCUGGUGGCUACGGAGAACGCUUUGGGCGCAGACAGGGUGCGCGCCUGUCUCUCCCUACUCACCGCGUCCAGAAGGGGGCUCGAUGACACAGAGAUCCUGGACAUGCUGGCCCACGACGAACUCUUCAGAAGCGAGGAGACCUACCUUCCGUGGGCGCCGGCGUCGCUGAUGUGGCCGCAGCUGGCGGCGCUGCUCGCGCCGUGGCUGCGCUGGGAUGCGAGGGGCGCCGCGCGCUGGAGGGACGCAGCCCUAGCCGCGGCCGCCGCCGAGAGGUACCUCGCGCCGGCACCGGAGGAGCCUCGACGCGCCUUAGUCAACUACUACGAGGGUACCUGGUAUACAGAAAGCGAUCCGAAAAUGGCGGGUCGAUUGAUUUCCCAAGAAAACAAAUUCUCUGAGGAUUGCUACAAUACGAGGAAACUGGACGAGCUGCCGUACCAGCACUAUCAUCUUCUAAAAGACAACCCAGAAGCCUUUUCGGUUAAGCCCUACUUCACCAAACUGGACUGGAUCCACGACAAACUGGCCGCGACAGACUGCGGUCAUUUCCUGGAGGACAUUGCUCUAGUCCACAUAGACCCUCUCCCUGAACAUCUGGAAGUCCUUAAAGAUGUAUUCGAGACGCACUCCUACGCCCUUGACUACGACCACAGACAGUUCUACGGUCUGCUACGAGCUACGUUAGAGAAACGGAGGAGAGACGGUCUGGAGAUCCAGAGUGAAAUGGUGGAGGAGUGGCUGCGCCAGGUCUGGGACCCGCCCGUGCCCACGUUCUACCCCGUAAACGAAGACUUCUGGAGGGUGGUAGAGAACAGAGAGAAGAGGGACAUGUCCAUGGUGGAGGGCUUCGAUAGCAAGUCGUUCGACCUGAUAGUCAGAUUUGAAACUAGGGGGAAGUUCAUUGCGACGAUUUCGACCGAGAGGGAGGAGAUUUGCGUCUGGGACGUGUCGCGAUGUAAGCUGGUUCGUAAACUGGUUGGUGUGACGCACCCGAUAAACCUGGUGCCCAUCGACGAGUACCGUUGCGUGGUGCUGUGCCGUCGCGAGCUCAGGGUGUACGACCUGGAUCAGGGUAAAUUCGUGGUCACGUUGAAAGGUGUGAUGAACCAGAAGAUGCCGUAUUACGGCCUCCACGAUUCCAAGCAUCUGGUGACACUCUCCAGGAACCGGAUGUACGUGAACCUCAUGAACAUAGAAACCGGUGAUUGUGUGACGACGUUCAAAGCUGGCGAAGAUAGAUUCCUCAACUCGUUGCUUGUGUCCGGCGAUGGGAGAAUUCUUGUUUGCGGUGAUGAGACUCAGAAGCCGUUCCCUCUACUGGUCUGGUCUUUGACUUCGCGCAAGCUGCUCUACGAUCUCCGAAUACCACAUCACGAUUUCAUCACCUCGAAAGCGGCAAUCACGUACGAAGGCUCCUACGUGUGCGUGGUGUCGCGAGAGCUGGAGGAGCCCACGCCGAACUUCAUCGUGGUGUACGACCUGCAGUCGGGCACGCUGUUCAAGAAGUGGAAGCCGGGCUGCGACACCGUGGCGCUGGCCAUCAGCUCCGCCGACGGCUGCGUGGUCUCCGGCCUAGCGGACACCAGGAUCCUCGUGUGGGACCUGGUCACCGGUAACUGCCGGCUAACACUCCGAGGGCACGCUGCCUCGCCGUCUUUGCUCCGCCUUUGCCGCGCGGGGGCCGCCCUAUUAUCCGCCGACCGCAGCGGCAAGGACCUCUCCGUCCGCCUCUGGGACCUCCACACCGGCCAGCUCGUCGCCGUGUACACGCCGCCCGAGCGGAUAACAUCAUGCGAGGUGCUCUUAGGCGGGUCAGUCCUGGCCCUGGCGUUGGAGAACUACAAGGAGGUGGUGUGCGUGAAGCUGCACGGGCCCAGCGUAGACUCCGUGAGGAGCGGCCGCGAGUGCGAAUACGACGAUAGAGGCUACGGCAACGAGGAGUACGAGGGCAGGACGUUCGACGUCAGGGGCACGGAGAACUGC
Messenger RNA from Iphiclides podalirius (scarce swallowtail), 3975 nucleotides. Lineage: Eukaryota; Metazoa; Arthropoda; Insecta; Lepidoptera; Papilionidae. The record is from the annotation of a GenBank genome assembly.